This is a messenger RNA of Boeremia exigua, 1277 nucleotides long. RefSeq lists its product as uncharacterized. The record is from RefSeq and is a predicted model, not a curated record. The transcript has a single exon. Lineage: Eukaryota; Fungi; Ascomycota; Dothideomycetes; Pleosporales; Didymellaceae. The coding region runs from base 31 to 1191 and encodes 386 amino acids.
AUUUCUUUUCCCAACAUCACUGCCCUCACCAUGGCUACUGCAGCUGCCAGCUCUGCUGAACUCGCAGCCGAUCCGAAGUUUUGGAGUGCCAAGCAGCUCGCCACAAAACGCGCACAGAAGCUGAAGUUGAGCGCGGCAGACUACAGCCAGGUGAUGCAAACGCACGAGACUGAGUAUGAGAGCGAUUUCCACGAGAACAUCGACGACGAGGACGCGUUCGUUGCCGCAUUCGAUCGAGCAACCAAGCAACUGCAGCUUAUCGCGCCGCCCUCUGCUCUCCACGCUGCCCCGCUCCUCACCGACUUUGCUCUCGACGACUUGGCAAAGGUGAAGCUGGCGUGGGAGGAUCUUCACCAUACUCAUGGACGCAGAGGAUUAGCCAAAGCACUUGUCAAGGGUGAUAUCGAUGCCCGCCUCGGAGCCGAGAACGGGAUGAGUCCAGACGAGACGUGGGCCUUUCAGGCUAUGUUCGGCGUACUUUUGUCGAUGGACGAUACCCUGAUCAAAUCAAUCAUGUGCGGCAACCUAUCCACAGACAAGCGCCUUGAUCGGCGCCUUGCACAGGAACUGGCAAAAAUUCGCGAGCAGUCGAAGCGCCAGCCUUGCAUCUAUCACCAGUCUCUAGUCGACAAAAACGGCAUGUCGCCGUCGCCAAACGAGCUUCUGCAGAUGCUCGUCUACAUGGAGAAGUACAUGAAAGCGUGCUCACAGGUUGACGAUCCCGCCGAGACUAGAGAUAUCGAUGUGUUGCCGUUCGACCGCGAGACUAUGUGCGAGCUGGACGCGUGGAAGAGCUCUGUGGGCACCGAAUUCGAUGCGUCUUGGGCGAACAAAGUCGAUUUCGCCAAAUACAUGUGGCGUGUCGUCGAAGUGCCUGUCUCGACAGAUGCUGUGCCCAUAGUCUCCGACGCAGUCAAGAGCAAGGGAAAAAUUGAGACCGAGAUACCGUCAUCAAUUUCAGGCUUCGAUGCCUCCGAUACCGAUUCAAGCGCGACUAGACAGAAGGCGAAGACGGAGAACGAACCGGCCAAGGUGGAGUGGAGAUACUCCGAGGCGCACGUCAUCGAAACAAAGGCCUUCGUCACAGCCUUGCGCGACCGCCUGUCUAAGGUUGACGACGGAGAUAUGGACAAGCCACUUCAAUUCCACUUGUCGAAGUUGGGUAUGCCAAAGAGCCCAUCAAGCGCCUGAGCGCCCACAAGCGUCACAUAAGCUCUAACUACAUUCUGAACCUGUUGGAUACCCUCUUCAGUCAUUUUGGCCCAAAGAUUGGACAC